Maniola jurtina (meadow brown) is the source of this 568-nucleotide messenger RNA. It is a transcript of the gene Roc2, whose product is annotated as RING-box protein 2. Gene Ontology annotation, biological process: ubiquitin-dependent protein catabolic process; protein ubiquitination. Gene Ontology annotation, molecular function: cullin family protein binding; zinc ion binding; ubiquitin protein ligase activity. Gene Ontology annotation, cellular component: Cul5-RING ubiquitin ligase complex; nucleus. The transcript has 2 exons. The record is from RefSeq and is a predicted model, not a curated record. The coding region runs from base 106 to 441 and encodes 111 amino acids. Lineage: Eukaryota; Metazoa; Arthropoda; Insecta; Lepidoptera; Nymphalidae.
UAAUAUUUUGUCAAUUUAUGCAAACGUCAAUGAAAUCAAAAAUCAAAUAAUAAACAACAUUGCAUUUCAAACUUUAUCAAGAUUUAAGAUUUUUAGAUAUUAAAAAUGUCCGGGGAAGACUGUGAAUCGCUUGAUAAAGGCGAUAGUGAUGGACAAAAGCCGGACAAAAUGUUUACAUUGAAGAAAUGGAAUGCAGUGGCGAUGUGGAGCUGGGAUGUUGAAUGUGAUACCUGUGCUAUUUGCCGCGUUCAAGUCAUGGAUGCCUGCCUGAGAUGCCAGGGCGAAAGCAAGAAGGACUCGUACGGCAAACAAGACUGCGUGGUAGUAUGGGGCGAGUGUAACCACAGCUUCCACUUCUGCUGUAUGUCUCUCUGGGUGAAGCAGAACAAUCGGUGUCCUCUGUGCCAACAAGAGUGGUCGAUACAACGUAUGGGCAAGUAGAAGUAUUUCGCCAGUUUCCAUCUAGCAAUAUUUGGAUCACAUAACCUCCUAGAAGUUAAGUUGGUUGGUACUGUGUAUAUAAUUAAUUAAUGUAUGCUGUAUUCGUAAAUAAAGGCUUUUAUUUAAA